Molecule: messenger RNA, 2103 nt
Organism: Mollisia scopiformis
Lineage: Eukaryota; Fungi; Ascomycota; Leotiomycetes; Helotiales; Mollisiaceae
Exons: 5
Coding region: 1-2103 (700 amino acids)
Source: RefSeq, a predicted model, not a curated record
AUGGAAGGCACAAUAGCACCCUACAAGUCGGUUUGGAAAAUCAUCGAUUCUAAGGCACUUGAGAAAGCAAGAUCCGACGACAAAUAUGACGAGUUCUACAUGAUUAUCUGCGACAGUGUCAUGAGAGAAUUGGUCACGCCUCGUGUCUGGGACCGCUGUGUGACUGACGAUCAGAAACAAAGCUGGGCAGAGUAUCACGUUUGGAUGUUCGCUCAUGCAGAAGAGGAAGUCUUUCCAGGAGAUACAACGUUAAUCGAUGACUUGGUAAAUAGGCUUCAACUUACAAUGAACGAACCUCGAAUCUUAGAUGUCAUGCAAGAGUUAGAAGACAAUCGCAGGGCCAUGGAGCAGCGAGUAACACCCUGGGCCGGCUUGGAAAGACAAGCCAAAUAUGUGCGCAUGGAACAGCUGAGAAAAAUGGGCCCCUACCGUUAUGCUAAAUUCAGAGAACUUAAAAAUCGGGAAUCUAGGAUCACAGCACUCCAGCUGGAGCGGGAUGCCGAGGGAAUAAAGAUAGUAGAACUCUUCACCACCGAAGUCAAUGGUCGGCCUCCGUUCAACAUCGAGUUUGAGCCUACCAAAGAUUCCAACGUUUUUAUCAGCGCUCUUAGCGUCGGCCUUUAUCAAGUUGCACUCGACUUGGGAGUGACAAUCGACAUGGAGUGGUAUGGGUUGGAUUGUGCCAUACUAGAAAAGAAGGUCUAUGGAGAGGCCGCGGGAGAGCCGACGUUACUUAUAUGGGCUGAGUCAAAUCAUCCUAUCGACUACCAAGCCGUGGCUCGAGAUCCAGAGUCCUUCAGGAGACCCUUGGAGAAUGCUCAUAAAGUGCUCAAAUUCUGGAAAUGGUGCGUUGAGAUGGACCACGAGCGGGGCAUUCCUCUCACCACCUUGCAACAGGCGCAUGAGUUGCUUAAGAAGAGAGGCAGGUUCAAGAAUUUAUGGUUGAGAGAUUGUGGCGAAGCUGAAGAAAGUCUUGAAGAUGAUGAUGAGGUGGAUGAUAAAUUUACAUUUCUCUACAUGUUAACAUCCAACUUUGGCGCGCGCAGCUCGUCUUCUUCCUACACUACAUUCCAGCCGACUCAAGAUCAGCACACUUCAUCACCCUUAAAGUUGUUUUUGUAUCAUCCAGAUACCACGGCAUCUCAGUCCAUCCACCAUCAGCGCUACCGUAGUGUAUGGCACACCAUCACCGAAGCGACAGCGAGAAUUGGAAUCAGCGUUAGCGAUACCAUUGAGAUUUGCAAGGGCAUCAACGAAGACAUGAAAGGCAUCAAGGGCUACGAGAUUAUGUCUGACGACCAACGACAAUGCUGGAUGGAGUGGCACCUUUGGGAAGAACAUUUCUCCGGUGGCCCCGCAUUCCCAGGCGACAAGUCCAUCCUCACGGCUUUCUACGAGGAGCGAAAGAAGCCUCAUGGUAGUAACGAUCAAGUGCAAAGAGCAGGGGAUAUCGAGUCCACUCUUCAAGGCUUCGAUCAAUGCUGGGCAUGGAGAAUUGCGAAAUGGGAGGACCGGAAGAAGACGAUGGCAGAGUACGUCAAAGACAGGAUGCAAUGGAAGGAAAUCCGCGCAGAGCGACGUCUCAAUGACCCAGCCUAUGUCGCGAGGGUUGCCGAAAGUGACGCCUUUUACAAGCUUCAUCCUCUACAAUUGCGUUCCAGAGGUCGACGCUAUCCCACUAUUGAGAUUGCGGGAGACCUAGAAAACGAGACCGCGUUCAAGGGCGCGGCGCCAGAUUCUAUCAAGAAGAUUGAAGCUGAGCUUGGACUUGCAUUUGAUGUGGCUUGGUAUCUUGAAGAGGGUGUUACUCACAGAAUCCAGGCUCAUGCGCCUUUGCGUGACGGAGGCCUCUGUCUCAAGAAGCCCGAGGUCGUGAAGGAGAGACUCGAACGCGCCAGUGAAGCUCUGCACUUUUGGGAGUGGUGUAUUACUAGGGAUUACAGAGCCAGGAUUACUCUAACCACUUUUCCGGAGGCGUAUGAAGAGAUCAAGAGAGCAGGUUCGGAAGCUGUGAAGGAGUGGAAGGAGGAGAAGGCUGCCUUCAAGGCAUGCACGGACUAUGAUGAGGCUAGUUUCACUUACGCGCAGCGAAUGAAAGAAUAG